AUGGACCUGAGCGCCGCCGCCGCGCUGUGCCUCUGGCUGCUGAGCGCCUGCCGCCCCCGCGACGGGCUGGAAGCGGCCGCUGUGCUGCGAGCGGCGGGGGCAGGGCCGGUCCGGAACCCGGGGGGCGGCGGCGGCGGCGGCGGCGGCGGCAGCGGCGGGCGGACCCUCGUCCGGGCUGCGGGCGCCUCGGCCGUCCCGGGCGCUGCGCGCCGCGCCGCGGGCUCCAGCUUCAGGAACGGCUCGGUGGUGCCGCACCACUUCAUGAUGUCGCUCUACCGGAGCCUGGCCGGGAGGGUUCAGGCCGGGGUGGCCGCCGCCUCCGUCUCGGGCCACAGCCGCGCGGACACCAUCACCGGCUUCGCGGACCAGGCUACCCAAGACGAGUCGGCGGCCGAGACCGGCCAGAGCUUCCUAUUCGACGUGUCCAGUCUUUCCGACGCCGACGAGGUGGUGGGCGCCGAGCUGCGCGUGCUGCGUCGCCAGGCGCCGGAGCCCGACCUUGGCACCGCGACUCGUCCGCCGACACUGCUGCUACUGUCCACGUGCCCGGGCGCCGCCCGCGCCCCGCGCCUGCUGCACUCGCGGGCCGCCGAGCCCUUGGACGGCGCGCGUUGGGAGGUGUUCGACGUGGCCGACGCCGUGCGGCGCCACCGCCGGGAGUCGCGAGCCACCCGCGCGUUCUGUCUCCUGCUGCGCGCAGUGGCCGGCCCGGGGCGGAGCCCGUUGGCAGUGCGGCUGCUGGGCUUCGGCUGGCGCGGCGGCGCCGCGGCGGAGGAGCGUGCGUUGCUCGUCGUCUCCUCCCGCACGCAAAGGAAGGAGAGCCUGUUCCGGGAGAUCCGCGCCCAGGCCCGCGCGCUCGGGGCCUCUCUGGCCGCGGAGCCGCCGCCAGACCCGGGACCUGGCGGCGCGUCGUCCAGGGUGGCCAUCGGCGGUCGCAGGCGGCGGCGGACAGCACUAACCGGGACGCGCGCGGCGCAGGGCAGCGGCGGGGGCGCGGGCCGGGGCCACGGGCGCAGGAGCCGGAGCCGUUGUAGUCGGAAACCGCUGCACGUAGACUUCAAGGAGCUGGGCUGGGACGAUUGGAUCAUCGCGCCGCUGGACUACGAGGCGUACCACUGCGAGGGCGUGUGCGACUUCCCGCUGCGCUCGCACCUCGAGCCCACCAACCACGCCAUCAUUCAGACGCUGCUCAACUCUAUGGCGCCGGACGCGGCGCCGGCUUCCUGCUGCGUGCCCGCGCGCCUUAGCCCCAUCAGCAUCCUCUACAUCGACGCCGCCAACAACGUGGUCUACAAGCAGUACGAGGACAUGGUGGUGGAGGCGUGCGGCUGCAGGUAG
Lepus europaeus (European hare) is the source of this 1338-nucleotide messenger RNA. RefSeq names its product growth differentiation factor 7 (gene GDF7). Gene Ontology annotation, cellular component: extracellular region. Gene Ontology annotation, molecular function: growth factor activity; cytokine activity. The record is from RefSeq and is a predicted model, not a curated record. The transcript has 2 exons. Gene Ontology annotation, biological process: SMAD protein signal transduction; BMP signaling pathway. Lineage: Eukaryota; Metazoa; Chordata; Mammalia; Lagomorpha; Leporidae. The coding region runs from base 1 to 1338 and encodes 445 amino acids.